ACGCAUGCAUUAGCGCCUGGUCAGGUCGCAAAGCGCAAGGCUGAGGUCGCGGAGAACAAGCUGCGAAGUGACCGGAAAACGAACGCAGCCUUAUAAUGGCCUUUCUCUGCCGUUACGGUCGUCGUCCUUGUCCGACUCAACUCUAGCUUCUUCGUUGACCUAGGCGAACCGCACAACCUGUCAUUCUACCCGCCCAUCUGCUGGCCUAGCGCGCUUCCCUCCACACCAUGGCAUCCCGCAACUCUCUCGACAGCCCCGACUCCUAUGCGGUCGCCUGGAUCGCAGCUCUUCCCAUCGAGCGGGCCGCUGCAGAAGCAAUGUUUGACGAGGAACAUGCUCCUCCAACUGGCUUCACUAGGCACCAAAUCGACGCGAACCGUUAUACAUGGGGUCGUAUGGGAGAGCACAACAUCGUUAUCGUCUCCCUUGCCGCCGGAGACUAUGGAACCACCUCGGCUGCGUCCACGGCCUCGAGCCUGCUUGCCUCUCUGCCAUCCAUCCGUGUUGGUCUUCUGGUCGGCAUAGGCGGUGGCAUCGCACGACCGGACGAUGACCGCGAUAUCCGGCUCGGCGACAUUGUCGUGAGCCAGCCCGAUGGGACUGCAGGCGGCGUCUGCCAGUACGACUUGAUUAAGGCAAAGCCUGGUAACAGGCGUGAGCGCAAAGGCUUCCUCGGACGGCCUCCGACGGUUCUCCUCAACGCGCUUGCCAGCAUCCAGGCCGAUCACGAGCGGAAAGACUCCAAAGUUCCCUACUUCCUUCAACAGAUGUUAGAGAAAUACCCGAAGAUGGGCAAGAGAUCCAAGACAAGUCCUGGCUAUACUCACCAGGGCUUCGACAAAGACCGCCUCUUCAAAGCUUCUAGUGGCCACGUCUCCGGGUCGGACUGUCGGGGCUGCGACGCGGCUGGCGACGUUCAACGCGAUCCUCGAGACACCACCGACCCCGAUAUCCACUACGGGACUAUCGUAUCCGGCAACACGCUGGUCAAAGACGCCGCUGCGCGCGAUCGGAUUAUUGCCGACGUCGGCGAGGAUUGCAUCUGCUUUGAGAUGGAAGCAGCCGGCCUGAUGAACCACUUUCCCUGUCUUGUGAUCCGAGGGAUCUGCGACUACGCCGAUUCCCACAAGAACGAUCGAUGGCAACGUUACGCCUCGGCCACCGCCGCUGCGUAUACUAAGGAGCUCCUGGCGUACGUGCCGGUCGCGGAGGUCCAGGAGACCAAGAAAGCGCUGGAAAUGCUUCAAUCAGUUGAAUAAAAAAUCGAUAGUAUGCAGUAGACCAUAGGUGUAGCGAAAAUAGCCACUGAUUCUAUCCAGGCCGACCUUCGUACCGAGAAGAUCGAGCGCUGGCUUCGCCUGUUAUGGUUCCAGGCCUGUGGCCUGUCUCCUG
This is a messenger RNA of Eremomyces bilateralis CBS 781.70, 1392 nucleotides long. RefSeq names its product ankyrin repeat protein. NCBI's taxonomy places the organism in Eukaryota, Fungi, Ascomycota, Dothideomycetes, Eremomycetales, Eremomycetaceae. Gene Ontology annotation, biological process: nucleoside metabolic process. Gene Ontology annotation, molecular function: catalytic activity. The coding region runs from base 228 to 1259 and encodes 343 amino acids. The transcript has 2 exons. The record is from RefSeq and is a predicted model, not a curated record.